Lycium barbarum (goji berry) is the source of this 1083-nucleotide messenger RNA. Its product is annotated as PKS-NRPS hybrid synthetase cheA-like. The record is from RefSeq and is a predicted model, not a curated record. Bases 1 to 1083 code for a protein of 360 amino acids. NCBI's taxonomy places the organism in Eukaryota, Viridiplantae, Streptophyta, Magnoliopsida, Solanales, Solanaceae. The transcript has a single exon.
AUGACAGCUGCAGAGACACAAACACAGCCAUGCAACAAAAGAAAUACACUAAAGAGGAAGAGGAUACAAAAUGAUACACAAAUUUUGACACCUAGUGCAUCGAUUGAUCAAAUAGAAGUUGGCAUUUUAUUCAAAGACAAAGAUACCGUGAAAAAGUGCAUGAAUAACAUUGCAAUUACUCGUCAUCAAGAGUACAAGGUAGAAAAGUCAUGCACGCAACGGUAUUACAUCAGAUGUGUUGACCCAACCUGCGUUUGGCGUUUUCACAGUUCAAGGUUCAGAGGAUCAGAACUUUUCAAAGUAGUUAACUUUGAAAAGAGACAUAGUUGUUUAAUAAAUUUCAUCACCUCUGAAAUGAGGAAUGCAACUUCAAAAGUCAUAGCGGAAUACAUUACAGACCUAGUACGCCAUACACUACAAGAGAUAACACCCAAAUUUGUCAUUGAAGAAUUGAGAAGCAAAUAUGGCUUGCAUAUUGGUUACCACAAAGCAUGCCAUUCCCUCCAACAUGCUUAUAAUGUCAUAAGAGGAAGCCCAGAAAAUAACUACACACUUCUACCACAAUAUCUUCACAUGAUGAAAUUAAGAAAUCCUAGAACAGUUGCUAACAUCAAAUGGACCGCUGACAAUAAGUUUAAGUAUGCUUUUUUCGCUUAUAGAGCAUCAAUUGAGGGUUGGAAACACUGCAGACCAGUAAUGAUGGUGGAUGCAACCUUCUUGAAAUCAAAAUACCGCCGUGUGCUCAUGAUAGCAGUAGCAAAAGAUGGAAACAACAACAUAUUUCCUCUCGCAUUUGGUAUUGCAGACUCUGAGACUAAUGAAUCCUACAAGUGGUUCUUCAGACACGUGAAAAAGGUGUUUGGCACGCGCAAAGACCUAUCAAUUCUUUCCGAUCGCCACGCAUCAAUUGCAACUGCAAUCAAAGAACUGUAUCCAAAUACCCAGCAUGGAAUAUGCAUCUACCACAUGGAAAAGAACUUGCAGAAAUAUUUCCCAUCCGAAGCCAUCCUAUCACUGUUCUACAAUGCAGCAACUGCUUACAAACAGGUAGAGUUUCGUACCUAUAUGUCACAGAUACAAUAA